AUGGGACUGCUCGAUCAUGUCAGCGGCGCUGUCUCUGGCGCCAAGUCGCACAUCAAACCUUCCAAGGAGGAUCGUCCUCCCGAGGGUGCCUCUGCUGAUGACACCGAGGAGCUCGACGAAGAAGCUGGCAAUAUCCUAAUGUCGCUCAUCGGACAGCUCCGCAUAGGUAUGGACCUGUCCAAGGUGACACUACCCACCUUUGUGCUUGAACCUCGAUCCAUGCUCGAGCGAAUCACCGACUUCAUGUCACAUCCCGACCUUAUCUUUGGUGCGGGCAAGAUUGACUCGCCCGAGGAGCGCUUCCUCCACAUCACACGAUACUACCUCUCCGGUUGGCAUAUCAAGCCCAAGGGUGUCAAGAAACCAUACAACCCCAUUCUGGGCGAGUUUUUCCGUUGCACUUACAACUACAACGAUGGUACGAAAGGCUACUACAUUGCUGAGCAAGUAUCGCACCACCCACCGAUCAGCGCCUACUACUACGUGUCGCCCGAGAAUAACUUGCUGAUUUAUGGCGAGCUCAAGCCCAAGUCGAAAUUCUUGGGUAACUCGGCCGCUACCAUAAUGGGCGGCGAGAACCGCGCGGUGCUGCUUGAUCGUCAAGACGACGGCGAGUACCAGAUUUCGAUGCCCAACAUGUAUGCGCGCGGCAUCCUCUUCGGACGCAUGGUGCUCGAGCUCGGUGACACGAGCAAGAUUCGCAACGAGGCUAACGACCUCAGCUGUGACAUCGAAUUCAAGACGAAAGGUUACUUCACGGGAACCUACAACGCCAUCGGUGGCAAAGUGACCAAGGGAAGCAAGACAGUGGGUGAGAUCUCGGGUAAAUGGAACGAGUCAAUGGAUUACAAAGAAUCGAGCUCGGGCAAACAGCAAGAGCUCUUCGACGCACGCAAGGCCACCAUCGUUCAGAAGGAGGUGAUCCCCGAGGACCAACAAGAGGAGAACGAGUCGCGUAGAUUGUGGAGCAAAGUCACAGAGGGAAUCAAGGAGAAGAAUCUCGACAAGGCCACCGAAAACAAAUCCUCCAUCGAGGAGAAGCAGCGUGCGCUCGCAAAGGAAAGGGAGGAGAGCGGAGCUACGUGGGAGCCUCGAUUCUUUGUGCAGAAGGGCGAAAAGUACUAUCCCAAGAUCGACGCUUUGCCUUCCGAGGAGUACAGGCCACAGGUGGUGGUAGAAUACUUUUCCAAGUUCACUUAG
Molecule: messenger RNA, 1200 nt
Organism: Mycosarcoma maydis (corn smut)
Lineage: Eukaryota; Fungi; Basidiomycota; Ustilaginomycetes; Ustilaginales
Exons: 1
Coding region: 1-1200 (399 amino acids)
Cellular component (GO): cortical endoplasmic reticulum; cytosol; intracellular membrane-bounded organelle
Molecular function (GO): sterol binding
Source: RefSeq, a predicted model, not a curated record